Rhinichthys klamathensis goyatoka is the source of this 1688-nucleotide messenger RNA. RefSeq lists its product as uncharacterized. The record is from RefSeq and is a predicted model, not a curated record. The coding region runs from base 84 to 1688 and encodes 534 amino acids. Lineage: Eukaryota; Metazoa; Chordata; Actinopteri; Cypriniformes; Leuciscidae. Gene Ontology annotation, molecular function: GTP binding. The transcript has 3 exons.
GAAGUGAGUUAGACAAAGAAGCACUUCAACAAACGGCAAUAAUUUGCUUGGGAACUUGAAGGACUUCGAACCUGGAACCAGUCAUGACAGAUUCUGAUGAGAAACAAAAAAUGGACAGUUUAGAACCAGGAUUACAGAAAUGUAAUGCAAUCAUCAAGCAAAGUAGUGUAAUUGAGGAGGGGACUCCCACUCGAUAUCAUCUGACACCAACACCAGACUCUCAUGAUCAAUCUCAACCAUAUAGAAAAAUGACCUUUGGAGAGAGAGACAAAACCAAACCCCAUAAAACCAUUCUGAUAGUGGGAGAAACAGGAACAGGAAAAACAAAACUGACCAACACGAUGAUCAACUACAUGUUAGAUGUUCAGAGAGAAGACAAGGUUUGGUUUGAGAUCACAGAUGAUCAGAGUGACCGAACAUCAGCUCACAGUCAGACCUCCAGCAUCACUGUUUAUGGGUUUUAUCUACAAGAGAGUAAAACUGAUCUAACAAUCAUCGACACACCAGGAUAUGGAGAGACACGUGGAGCUGAGAAAGAGAUCGGCAUGAGUUUGCUUAGUUUAAUUGAAUCUAAAAGGAUCAAUAAAAUAGACGCAGUGUGUCUGGUUAUUAAAGCAACACAGUCUCGACUCUCUGAUAGAGAAAUAUACAUAUUUGAUGCUGUUCAGUCUUUAUUUGGAAGAGAUAUUGAUGAAAAUAUUGUCUUGCUCUUCACACACUCACGUGGAGCGAUCCCUAAAAAUAUUCUGAUGGCUGUUGAAGAGGAUAAAAUCAAGUGUGCAGUGAAUGAACAGAAUCAGCCGGUGUAUUUCCUGUUUGACAACUGUCAGUCAGAACCUGAUGAUGAAGAAGAUGAAAUGCAGAAACAAUCAUGGGAUCUCAGUUUUAGAGGAAUUACUGGAUUUUUCAAAUUUCUUGACAACAUAAAAUCAAAAACCGUGAAGAUGACCCAAGAUGUGUUGCAACAACAGAAGCAGUUGGAGGCAAAAAUCUCCGAUAUAAAAUCACAUAUUCAAGAGAUAAACCGUAAGCAGAAUGAGCUGAAACAAACUCAAGAAGAUCUGGAGAAACACAGAAAGGUUGUUGAAGAAAAUAAGAACUUUGAGUGUGAAGUUGACGUGUCCUAUGAAGAGAAGGUUGAUAUUGAUCGCUCUAAAGCCAAAGAGGCGUUGUGCUGCCCCGUCUGUGAGGAGAACUGUCAUUAUCCAGACUCCUGGUGGGCCAGAAAUCUCUCAUGGUCCAGUGUGAUGAAAGAUGAUCACUGUACAGUGUGUACAAAUAAAUGCCACUACAGUAAACAUGUCAAAGAAGCAAAAAUAUAUGAAACAAAGACGAAGAAGGUGAAGAGGACAUAUGAAGAUUUGAAGAAGAAAUAUGAUGAUAAUAUAAUUAAAGUUAGGGAAGGUGAGUCUUUGGUCAAGAGGCUGGAAGAAGAACUACAAACAUUAGAGAAAGAGAAAAUAAAGCUGGUGAUGGAUGCGUUUCACUGUGUGGAUACUCUGGAGAAGAUCACACUCAACACUGAUUCACUGAACACACUCCGACAUGUUGAUUUUCUGAUCGAGGAGCUGAAGGAAAUUAAUGAGCCUGACAAAGCUAAACAAUUAGAAGACAUCAAGAAGAGAGCAGGAGAAGAAGAAAACAGAGCACUGAAAUACAUGGAAAGAUGUGUUAAAUCAGAAAAUUAG